CUUCUAUCGUCUUCCACACCCCCUUCUCGGGAUAUUUGUUGACACAGUUGUUGACAACGCUUCGCUGUGGUUUCUUUCUGGUUGUCCCAAUAUAGCAAAAGGCCGUCCGUCUCUCCUUCCCUCCAGCAGAAUCCGCGAGCGAAAUUCAGCCGCAGGUUCGUCGAUCGCCCUCGGGCAAAGAAGAAGAAUCGGGGGAAAAUUCCCACACUGUUCCGGUUCGCUAUGGGUCUUUCCCUUUCCAGGAACCUCUUGAACUUCCUCCUCCAUUUCUCGCCCAAGAAAAGCCCCGGAAAUCUCUUCUCCGUCCAGAUUGAGGACGUGGUUUCUCUGGUCUCCCGCACGGGCAGGCAUUUGCAGCGCUACGACAAAGGUCGCCGGCAAGUCGUCGGAUGCAUACCCUACAGAUACAAGAAGACCGAUCAAUCAUCUGGCGGUGGGGGUGAAGAAUUAGAGUUUCUUGUGGUCAGUUCACAGAAGGGCAAGAGAAUGAUGUUUCCCAAGGGAGGAUGGGAAAUCGAUGAGACUAUAGAGGAGGCCGCUUUGCGCGAAACCGCGGAAGAAGCCGGAGUAACGGGCACUGUUGAGGGUAAAUUGGGAAAAUGGCAAUACAAGAGCAAAAGCAAUGGCAGCUUUCACGAUGGGCAUAUGUUCCCUUUACUCGUUGAGGAGCAACUCGAUUCUUGGCCGGAGAAGCAUAUCCGCCAAAGACUAUGGGUGACAGCCGACGAAGCGAAAGAAUUGUGUCAACAGCUGUGGAUGAAGGAAGCUCUAGAAUUACUAGUUCAAAAAUUGAGGCAGCAACAAAAUGGGUAUGCGGUUGAAAGACAACGUGCAUAGAAUGUCUCUGGUGGGCCUUCAAAGUGCUUUGAAGAUUAGAAACAGAAAAAUUUGUAGCUGAGAAGGUUGUCCUCAAGAGCCAUGAAGGCAAAAGUCUAUGAUCAUCACAUAUGAGUGUUGUGAACUGUGAAGUAGGAUGGAUGGUGUCGGGUGUCUCCCCCCUCCCCCCCCUUUUUUUUUCCUUUCAAUUAUUCCUUCAUUCUUUUUACCUUCCUCAACUUCUAGUUGUAGGUUAUUGGUGGAAGAUCCCAUGAAUUGUGGAUCUCUUUAGGGAAAUAAUCUCUGUACAUGUACAAAACUUGCCCCCAUUCUUUAAUUCAUUAUCAUCUAGUCUCUUGAUUCUUUAUU
Rhodamnia argentea is the source of this 1185-nucleotide messenger RNA. RefSeq names its product nudix hydrolase 18, mitochondrial-like. The record is from RefSeq and is a predicted model, not a curated record. Gene Ontology annotation, molecular function: pyrophosphatase activity. Gene Ontology annotation, cellular component: cytoplasm; nucleus. Bases 223 to 837 code for a protein of 204 amino acids. Lineage: Eukaryota; Viridiplantae; Streptophyta; Magnoliopsida; Myrtales; Myrtaceae. The transcript has 5 exons.